UAGUGAAUGAACAAGCACAGCCAAGCACAGCAGACUGACACGGACCAUUUACUCAGCUUUCCUCAUUACUAAAGUGUAGACUUCAUAGUAUAUCCAGGUAACAGCAGAGUUGCACAGGAACUGCAAUCAAGCUUGCCUUUUUAUGACUUACGGCGGGGUCCACUUCACACUUGUACCGCCGGUUAUCUCACUCUUAAAGUAAGAGGGUGAUUAACUUCAAUCGGUUAAUAAAUACUAAACUAGAAUUAUAUAAUCCUUAUCUAUAUCUGUAUUUAUCGCAUGCACUGUAAAAGCAGCUUUGCAUAGAAAUUGUUUCGAUUAUCAACAGGAAAAAUGCGAUAACGCCGACUUAUUGGGCACUAGCUAUCGCAGUUAAAAUCUUAGUCGGCCUUUGCGACCACCAACAGUUUAUUACGAGAUGUUGCCACGAGUAUUGCUAAUAUACAUUGCAGCACUGCUGCUCUACUGUGGCUCCACUGCAGCUGAGAGCACAGUUGAUUGGUGGGAAUCCGCCACACUGUACCAAAUCUACCCGCGCUCCUUCAUGGAUAGCGAUGGUGAUGGCGUGGGAGAUUUGAAUGGAAUCACUUCGCGCUUGGAGUAUUUAAAAGAGAUUGGCGUUACAGCGACAUGGCUAUCGCCCAUUUUCGAGUCGCCAAUGGCAGACUUUGGUUAUGACAUUUCCAACUUUACAAAAAUCGAUCCGAGUUUCGGCACACUGGCGGACUUCGACGCGAUGAUCGCGAAGGCGCAUAAAUUGGGUGUGAAAAUCAUUUUGGACUUUGUGCCCAACCAUUCGAGUGAUGAGUGUGAGUGGUUCCAGAAGUCGAUACGGCGUGAAGAUGGUUACGAUGAUUUUUACGUUUGGGAAGAUGGUAUACUUAAUGCAGAGACGGACGAACGUGAGCCCCCAAGCAAUUGGGUGAGUGUUUUCAGCGGUCCGAUGUGGACAUGGAACCAGCAACGCCAACAGUAUUAUUUACAUCAGUUUUUGGCUAAACAGCCCGAUCUCGACUUUAGUAAUCCCAUGGUGCGUGAACAUAUGCAGGCGGUGUUGAAGUUCUGGGUAAAUCGUGGAGUGGAUGGCUUUCGUAUUGAUGCGGUGCCGCAUAUUGGCGAGAAGCGUUUUGCGAAUGGUACUUAUCCGGACGAGCCAGUAAGUGGCUGGAGUGAUAAUUCCAAUAGUUAUGACUACCAUAAUCAUAUCUAUACAAAAGAUCAACCGCUAACGCUUGAAGUGGUUUACGAGUGGCGUAAGUACUUAGACGAGUACAAAGUCCUGCAUGGACGUGACACAAUCGUCUUGAUUGCUGAGGCUUAUUCCUCUGUUGAAGUUUUGAGUGAUUACAUCAACAACGGCAGCCAUGUGGGCACCCAAAUCCCUAUGAACUUCAAUUUGAUGUAUUUGAAUGGCUACUCCACGGCGCGUAAUGUGGAAGAUUCGGUGAGGGGUUGGAUGAAUACCAUUUGGCCAAAACAUCAGUCCGCUAACUGGGUGGUGGGCAAUCACGACAACGAUCGUCUGGCCACGCGUAUGGGUCAGCAUAAGGUAGAUUUGAUGACUAUGCUAGUGCAUGGGCUGCCGGGCACUUCUGUGACAUACUAUGGAGAGGAGAUCGGCAUGUCGAACGUAGCUACCGAAUGCACUGCCAUCUAUUGUGAAGACCGCGAUCCCGAGCGCACGCCUAUGCAAUGGGAUACGUCAAAACAUGCAGGCUUCUCUACAGGUCCUACCACUUGGCUGCCAGUAUCGCCUGCCUACAAACUCUACAAUGUGGCAACGGAACGCGGUGUGGCGCGCAGUUCUCUGGCGAUAUUCAAAGGCAUGACACAGCUGAAGGAAACUUCCGCUUUCAAGUCGUUUAAGGAGCCAAAUGGUUUUACGUUCGCCGCUAUUACAGAGCAGGUUUUUCAAAUUACGCGCACCGACUCCCACUCAGAGGAGUAUCGCAUUCUAAUCAAUAUGGGCAACAAUAUCGAAUAUUUGCAUGGACUGGCGAAGAAAACGAUGGAGUAUGUGCUGCUAAGUCCACACUCACCACAUAGUUUUGGCGAUAAAGUGGAUUUGAGUCAGCGCAUAUAUUUGAUGCCUUAUGAGGCGGUUGUUUUGCGCGGAGAUGCCGGGUCAUAUUAGAAGACUGUCCUACUGUUGAGACUUUUAAGAUAGACAAGCGUAAUUUAAGGUAUACUUGAUAUAUAACUUAUAAGAAUAUCGUAAAAAUAAUAAAACAAUAAUAAACAAACUUU
Molecule: messenger RNA, 2247 nt
Organism: Ceratitis capitata (Mediterranean fruit fly)
Lineage: Eukaryota; Metazoa; Arthropoda; Insecta; Diptera; Tephritidae
Product: maltase A2
Exons: 6
Coding region: 419-2134 (571 amino acids)
Biological process (GO): carbohydrate metabolic process
Source: RefSeq, a predicted model, not a curated record